Molecule: messenger RNA, 992 nt
Organism: Nycticebus coucang (slow loris)
Lineage: Eukaryota; Metazoa; Chordata; Mammalia; Primates; Lorisidae
Product: ferritin light chain-like
Exons: 1
Coding region: 432-959 (175 amino acids)
Biological process (GO): intracellular iron ion homeostasis; iron ion transport
Cellular component (GO): cytoplasm
Molecular function (GO): ferrous iron binding; ferric iron binding
Source: RefSeq, a predicted model, not a curated record
GGGAAAUUUAUAGCACUGCAAGCCUUCCUCAAGAGAACGGAAAGAAAGGAAGUUAACAACUUAAUGGGACAUCUGAAGCAACUGGAAAAGGAAGAACAUUCCAACCCCAAACCCAGUAGAAGAAAAGAAAUAACCAAAAUUAGAGCAGAAUUAAAUGAAAUUGAAAACAAAAGAAUUAUAAAAGAGAUCAAUAAAUCAAAAGGUUGGUUUUUGGUGGCACGUGAGGUGGUCCCUUGGAUCUGUGUCUUGCUUCAACAGUGCUUGGAUGGAACAGACCCGGGGACUCCCGUUUUUCCAGCUUUCGGCAAUUUUCCAGUCUCAUUCUUUUCUUUUCCACUUGCAAUCUCUGGGACCUUCUUCACUUCCAUCUCCUGCCUCUGGAGCCAGCUAACACCGUUUUUUUAUGGUUAGUUCCUUAUUACUGAUCAACCAUGAGCUCCCAGAUUUGUCAGAAUUAUUCCACUGAUGUGGAGGCUGCCGUCAACCGCCUGGUCAACUUGCAUCUGUGGGCCUCCUUCACCUACCUCUCUCUGGGCUACUAUUUUGACCGCGACAAUGUGGCUCUGAAAGGCGUGGGCCACUUCUUCCGCGAGUUGGCGGAGGAGAAGCGCGAGGGCUCUGAGCGUCUCUUGAAGAUGCAAAACCAGCGUGGCAGCCGCGCUCUCUUCCUGGACGUGCAGAAGCCAUCUCAAGAUGAAUGGGAUACAACCCUGGACGCAUUGGAAGCCACCUCAGCCCUGGAGAAGAGCCUGAACCAGUCUCUUUUGGAUCUUCAUACCCUGGGUUCUGUCCGCACAGACCCUCAUCUCUGUGACUUCCUGGAGAGUCACUUCCUAGAUGAGGAAGUGAAACUCCUCAAGAAGAUGGGCGACCACAUGACCAACCUCCACAGGCUGGCUGGCCCCCAGGCUGGGCUGGGCGAGUAUCUCUUCAAAAGGCUCACUCUCAAGCACGACUAAGAGCCUGUGGAGACCAGUGACCUCUGAGGAGCC